UUUUCCCUGGGUCCGGGCUUGCCGACUCAAAAAGCGCCCGGCCAACGCCAUGGGAGUCCCGGCUUUCUUUCGCUGGCUGAGCCGCAAGUAUCCGUCCAUCAUCGUGAACUGCGUGGAGGAAAAGCCCAAAGAAUGCAAUGGCGUCAAGAUCCCAGUUGAUACCAGUAAACCUAAUCCAAAUGAAGUGGAGUUUGAUAAUCUAUAUUUGGAUAUGAAUGGAAUCAUCCAUCCUUGUACUCAUCCUGAAGACAAACCAGCACCAAAAAACGAAGAUGAAAUGAUGGUUGCAAUUUUUGAAUAUAUUGAUAGACUCUUUAAUAUAGUAAGACCAAGACGACUUCUCUACAUGGCAAUAGAUGGAGUAGCUCCACGUGCUAAAAUGAAUCAGCAACGUUCCAGGAGGUUUAGAGCAUCAAAGGAAGGAAUGGAAUCAACUAUAGAGAAGCAACGAGUCAGGGAAGAAAUACUGUCAAAAGGUGGCUUUCUUCCUCCAGAAGAGAUCAAAGAAAGAUUUGACAGCAAUUGUAUUACACCAGGAACUGAGUUCAUGGACAAUCUUGCUAAAUGUCUUCGAUAUUACAUUGCUGAUCGUUUAAAUAAUGACCCUGGGUGGAAAAAUUUGACAGUUAUUUUAUCUGAUGCUAGUGCUCCUGGUGAAGGAGAACAUAAAAUCAUGGAUUAUAUUAGAAGACAAAGAGCUCAACCUAACCAUGACCCAAACACUCAUCAUUGUUUAUGUGGAGCAGAUGCUGAUCUCAUUAUGCUUGGACUUGCUACACAUGAGCCAAACUUUACAAUUAUUAGGGAAGAAUUCAAACCCAACAAACCAAAACCAUGUGGUCUUUGUAAUCAGCUUGGGCAUGAGGUCAAGGACUGCCAGGGUUUGCCAAGGGAAAAACAGGGAGAGCACGAUCAGUUUGAAGAAAGUCUUCCUGCUUCAGAAGGAGAGUUUAUCUACAUUCGGCUAAAUGUGCUUCGUGAGUAUUUAGAAAGAGAAUUAACUAUGGCCAGCCUGCCAUUUACCUUUGAUAUUGAGAGAAGCAUUGAUGACUGGGUUUUCAUGUGUUUCUUUGUGGGAAAUGACUUCCUUCCACAUUUGCCAUCAUUAGAGAUUAGGGAAGGAGCAAUUGACCGUUUAGUUAACAUAUACAAAAAUGUGGUACAUAAAACGGGGGGCUACCUUACAGAGAGUGGUUAUGUCAAUCUACAGAGAGUACAGAUGAUCAUGUUAGCUGUUGGUGAAGUUGAAGAUAGCAUUUUUAAAAAGAGAAAGGAUGAUGAGGAAAGUUUUAAAAGGAGACAAAAAGAAAAAAGAAAAAGGAUGAAGAGGGAUCAACCAGCUUUUGUUCCUAGUGGAAUUUUAACCCCUCAAGCCUUGGGUACGAGAAAUUCACAUGGCUCUCAAGUAGCCAGUAAUCCAAGACAAGCAGCUUACGAAAUGAGAAUGCACAAUAACUCUAGUCCUUUAACAUCUCCCAAUACUAGUUUCACUUCUGAUGGUUCCCCAUCUCCGGGAGGAGGAAUUAAACGAAAAGCAGAAGAUAGUGACAGUGAACCUGAGCCAGAGGAUAACGUCAGGUUAUGGGAGUCCGGUUGGAAGCAACGGUAUUACAAGAAUAAAUUUGAUGUUGAUGCUGCUGAUGACAAAUUUCGUCGUAAAGUUGUGCAAUCUUAUGUUGAAGGACUAUGUUGGGUUCUUCGAUAUUAUUACCAGGGUUGUGCUUCCUGGAAAUGGUAUUAUCCUUUCCAUUAUGCACCAUUUGCUUCAGACUUCGAUGGUAUUGCAGAUAUGCCGUCUGAUUUUGAAAAGGGUACAAGACCGUUUAAACCACUGGAGCAACUUAUGGGUGUGUUUCCAGCUGCAAGUGGUAACUUUCUACCUCCCUCAUGGCGGAAGCUUAUGAGUGACCCUGAAUCAAGUAUAAUUGACUUCUAUCCUGAAGAUUUUGCAAUUGAUUUGAAUGGGAAGAAAUAUGCUUGGCAAGGUGUUGCCCUGUUACCAUUUGUUGAUGAACGUCGUCUGAGGGCUGCUCUGGAAGAAGUUUAUCCUGAUCUUACACCUGAUGAAACUAGAAGAAAUAGUCUUGGUGGUGAUGUAAUGUUUGUGGGGAAACACCAUCCACUUUGUGAUUUCCUUUCAGAAUUGUACAAAACAGGUUCCACAGAGGCAGUAGAUUUACCACCUGAACUUUGUCAUGGGAUUCAAGGAAAACUUACUUUACAUAAAGAAGCUAUUCUUCCAGAUCAAAUAGUAUAUUCUCCUGUUCCAGUGUUGCGAGAUCUGACACAGAACACUGCAAUCAGUAUUAAUUUUAAAGAUCCACAAUUUGCUGAAGAUUACAUUUUUAAAGCGACAGUGCUACCAGGAGCAAGAAAGCCUGCCACUGUACUCAAACCUGGCGACUGGGAAAAAUCUAGCAAUGGACGACAAUGGAGACCGCAGCUUGGCUUUAACCGAGACCGAAGGCCAGUUCACUUAGAUCAGUCAGCAUUUAGGACACUUGGUCAUGUCAUGCCAAGAGGUCCAGGAGGUGGACCUUACAGCAAUGCCGCACCACCUGGAAAUUACCAGGGAAAUAUAUACAGGCCAAUGAUAAGAGGACAAACCCAGAUUCCAAAGCUUAUGUCAAAUAUGAGACCACAUGAUUCCUGGAGAGGUCCCACUCCCCUUUUCCAUCAACCAAGAUUUGACAGAGCUGCAGCUGAACCUCUCCUGCCUUGGAACCGUAUGCUACAAUCCCAAAAUGCAGCAUUUCAGCAAAAUCAAUAUCAACUACUAGGAGGCCCAGGAGGUUAUCCACCAAGACGUGAUGAUCGUGGAGGGAGACAGGGAUAUGGCCCUGGAAGGAAUUACCCUUUGCCACCUCCCUCAGGAAGAUACAACUGGAAUUAAGCUUUUGUAAAGCUUUCUUAAAUCCUUUCAUCAUUCUACGAUUUUAUGCUGUUUGUGGAAAGGAAGCAUCUUUAUCAAACAGUAGUUUAAGAACUACAAUACUUGAUGUAUUUGUUUUAACCGUGUAUAUUUCUUACAGAUCUGAUUUUCAGUGUUUUAUGUUGCUUUCCAAUUGUGUAAUGCAUAAUACAGUGGAUUUGAAUUUACUACUUUACUUGUGAGACACAUUUGAUGAAUAGAAGUACUGGUUUUUUUAAUCGUAGUUAAGAAUCAAACUGUAUUACUGUGAAUUUCAAAACAGUGUACACUAGCUCAUCCAAAAUACAUUCUGAUUUUUAAUGAAUGCACAAAAAUUAGGUCUGAACACUUCAGGUAGAAUCUUCAACCAGCUAGAAGACACAUGUUUAAGACAAGCUACUGUUCAAUAUUCCUUUGAAAACACUUCAUUAUUGUAUCUGUCUGAGAAUUUCUGGACCACUUUAGUAAAAAAAAAAAAAAAUCAACUUUUAAGACUCUGGCCUCUUGUGUUCUUUUCUGUUUUCCCCACAACAUUCAAUAUUUCAACAUUUUACUUUUUCGAUAUAUAGCAAAGUCAAAGCCAAAUUGUUUCUUUAGGAAGCUUUUGCAGAAAUUAGUUCAAUUCUGUCAUUAGGUACAAAAGAAGCAUUAUUAUUCAAGGUGCAGGCUAAUAUGGUUGGUGCUUUAUAAUUUUUUAAAAU
Messenger RNA from Gracilinanus agilis (Agile Gracile Mouse Opossum), 3612 nucleotides. It is a transcript of the gene XRN2, whose product is annotated as 5'-3' exoribonuclease 2. Gene Ontology annotation, molecular function: 5'-3' RNA exonuclease activity; RNA binding. The record is from RefSeq and is a predicted model, not a curated record. Gene Ontology annotation, cellular component: nucleus. NCBI's taxonomy places the organism in Eukaryota, Metazoa, Chordata, Mammalia, Didelphimorphia, Didelphidae. The transcript has 30 exons. The coding region runs from base 50 to 2893 and encodes 947 amino acids. Gene Ontology annotation, biological process: nuclear-transcribed mRNA catabolic process.